UAGGUGUUUCACAUUUAUUUUCCACCUGUUUUGCCUUGGGGAAUUUGACAAAUAUAUUAUAUAAAAAUAUAUGAAAAAGACAUGAUAAUCUCCAUCAACUGGUCCGUCGACAGCAUCAUUAUCGUCUCAUCUCACUGUUAGUCAAUCAGCGCCAACGUUUUCUUCCCGCAGAAUUAAGGAUUUCAUUUUUCCGAAACUCAAUCUUUGCUCAAGAUUCAAUCUUUUCAGCAGAAUUUCCUCAAAGAAAGGAGAUACACAUAAGUGAGAUAGAAAGAUCAAUCAAUCAUGAGUGAAGAGAAAAAAGAGGGCUAUCAUCAACACCAUGAGCAUCCACCUCCGCCGCCGUACGGAACAUUCCAGGGCGUAGCCAACCACCCUCCGUCGCCGGCCAUGGGCUUCCCCCAGCCUGUUCCACCGCCUGGCCUUUCCGGUGCUCCUCCGCCGCAAUCUCACUAUUACGCUCACGGUUAUCAAGCUGUCCCAGGUUAUGCUGCUGUUGCAACUGGAAGGCCUGUAAGGGAGCAGCGACUUCCUUGCUGUGGAAUUGGCCUUGGCUGGUUCCUGUUCAUAAUUGGAUUCUUCCUUGCUGGAAUUCCAUGGUAUGUUGCUGCGUUGCUUCUAAUUUGUUCCAGAAUUGACCCUCGUGAGAAACCAGGAUAUGUUGCUUGCACGAUUGCUGUAAGUAUUCUUAUUUAUAGCUUCUCAUUGUUCUCAACCUACUUCAAAGUUGGGCUACUUUUACCGGGUGCUGCCUUGACAAGUUCUGGAUCUGAUCUUAAUGUUUCUGUCCCUGUCGUUUUAUUUCAUUCUCCAUGCAUUACUAACAAAGAGACAAAUUCCAAAGUUGAUCGUGCAAUCUCUGUUUGUUCUGGAUACACCAAAAUAAAUUUUAGCCCUCUAUUAUUGUCGCACUGAGAGUAUGCUUUAAUAUUUGAAGAAUCUUUCUUAUUUCUAUUUCUAAAGACGCUGGCAUAUUUCCAUAUGACGACCUUACUACAUCCUUGAGCCCCAUAAGCCUGAAGGAAUAAUCUGUCAGGAAGAUCAUUUGAGUCUCUCCAUGUUUGCUAGGCAUCGACCCAUGACUUUACUCCUUCGACCCAAUGAAUAAAAUUUCAAUGUAAGGGCAUGAAAUAUGGUUGCCCUUUUGCCGCAAACCCCACUAUUCAACUUGUCUGUCUCAAAAUACACCUUAAAAUUGAGGGGUAGGUAGUCCUAAUUGCACAUGUGAUGCGCAACGGCUAACCUAGUUUCUGGUAAUUUUUUAUUUUAUUGUCUUUUUUGGAAACUCCACUGGAGGCUGCAACAUCACUUACUCUUACCCUCAACCCAUAUCUCCAACGUCUUCAUAUUAAUGCAUCGCAUAGAGUUACGAGUCACACAUGUGAUGAUUAAAAAACAAUGUCAGGCAACAAUGUUGAAUCAAAUAGGCAAGAUCUGUGAUCCAUGUGUAGGAUGAGAGCUUUAUUCUUAUCUAACAUAAAAAUUUAUCGUGAAACUUGAUUUAUUGUGAAACUUGCAGAACUUGUUAUGAUGUCAAUAUUAGAAUUUAGGGGAAACUCAAUUUGAUGUUAUAAAUUGGAGGACAAAUUUGAUAAUUUCGCAUUAGCCUUUUUAGGAUAAGCUGGAUAAUUCAUAGCUCCAAAACAAUGUCCAUCUCCAAGUAAGAAUUGUCAUACCACCCCUCCCAACUGCCCAUGGAUUCAAGUCAUUCAAAUUGUCAAAUGCUGGGCUUUGAAAAGCAUACAAUCGGCCAUAAACAAAAGUGAACACUUGGUAGGAAAGGACUGCAGCCAGAAAUCGAGGGAAAUCAUGUAUAGCUAAUCGUUACUUAGGGAAAAAGAAAAGUUAAGGGAUAUUGGUACAUUGACGUAGAUAAAGACUUUUCCAUGGCUUAGAAUGAUCAUGGGCUGCCAAUGAACAAUUUAUGCUUGCAUAAUAUGUAGGUAAUCCAAUUUGUGGGCUUCAACAUAUGGAUGUACAUAUUGAUAUCUCCUGUGCCAUAAUCUACUUUGCUUAAUAUUGGUAACUAUAUUAGUUGCAGAACCUUCUACAACCAUUUUAAUUAUGAUCUCCUUGCCUGGGCUCAACUACACGUCUUGUGAAGCUUUGAAGUAGCUCAAUAUUAGCUUCAUCAUCCUCAACUGACUUGUUAAAAAUAGAUUUGUAUAUAUGGUGUAACUGUUGAGUAUUUAUGGCUUUCCUAGUUAGAAUAGGGUUCUUGUGUAUACAUACGUGCAUUUAUCAGUCGAUGAAUGUAGAGAAGAGUAAUCUUCCCAACAUGAUUAUGUCUAGGAAUUAACAUGUUUCAAGUCUUUGAACUUUAACAUGGUAUAUUAAUGUCUCUACUUUUGUGUAGGCUGUUAUGGCCGCGAUCGCAGUCAUCUUCGGAUUGACUAGGAUCGACGACUGAUGAAAGGAUCACAGGGGACAAAAAAGCCAUGUGAAAAACUGGCCUGGUGUGUAUAUUUGAGCUCAAGUAGUGUUUUAUCUGUAUACGUACAUGUUGUAUGGACUAUAUUUCUAUAAUGAAACAUGUAAUCAAUGUGUUUUAAUGUACUGUAAACUUCAAAUCUUGUGACUCCAUAUUUGUAACUCUUCUCAUUUCUUGUAUAUUAUGGAAACCAAUAUGUUUGACUUCA
This is a messenger RNA of Salvia miltiorrhiza (redroot sage), 2639 nucleotides long. Its product is annotated as 60S ribosomal protein L18a-like protein. The record is from RefSeq and is a predicted model, not a curated record. Lineage: Eukaryota; Viridiplantae; Streptophyta; Magnoliopsida; Lamiales; Lamiaceae. The transcript has 3 exons. The coding region runs from base 286 to 915 and encodes 209 amino acids.